GCACAGGGUCACAUGUCGGGCUUCAAUGCGCUUCGUACGGUGCUGGAGACGUGUCUCAAGCUCAAGGGGCUCCAUACGGUGACAGUGUACGCCUUUGCCAUCGACAACUUCAAGCGCGACAAGGACGAGGUCGAGGCCCUCAUGACGCUCGCAAAGAGGAACCUCAUCGAACUCGCAGGUCACGGCGAGGUUCUUGCUCGUCACUCUGUCCGGCUGCGCAUGGUUGGGCGCCGAGAGCUGCUCCCCACCGACGUGCGACUGGCCGUGGAGAAGGUGGAGCGCAUGACCAGCGGAAACCGUCGUGCGACGCUCAACGUCUGCAUCCCAUACUCGUCUCGUGACGAAGUGGCAUUUGCCGUCGAGAAGAGCUGCCGAACGGGGCCUUGCUCACGCCGCGAGAGCAAGCAGACCGGCGUGGAGCAACUCGAGGAGAACAUGAUGUUGGCCCACUCGCCUCCCCUCGAUAUCUUAAUCAGGACCAGCGGUGUUAAUCGGCUGAGCGACUUCAUGCUGUGGCAGGUGAGAAGAACAAGCCAUUCGGGCUGGGCUGGGCGGCACAAGGGCAGGCGGAGGGAGGGGAGAAAGGCCGAGCCGAGCCGAGCUGAGCGGAGCGGAGAUGAGCUGACCUGACCUCUUUCGAACGUUUGUCAAUGCAGAGCACCGAAGCUCAGCUACAAUUCACAAAGCGCUAUUGGCCACUGUUUGGUCUCCGGGAGCUGGUCCCCAUCAUUCUCGAUUACCAGCGAAUGAAGUGGCGGCAGUGGCUCGAGGCGCAGCUGCUUGCUUGGCGGUGACAGGAGAAGGCAGGGUACCCAAAGUUACACACAAACGGCACACACGGCAAAUCAUGCACGAAAGCA
Molecule: messenger RNA, 860 nt
Organism: Acaromyces ingoldii
Lineage: Eukaryota; Fungi; Basidiomycota; Exobasidiomycetes; Exobasidiales; Cryptobasidiaceae
Product: Di-trans-poly-cis-decaprenylcistransferase
Exons: 1
Cellular component (GO): membrane; endoplasmic reticulum; lipid droplet
Molecular function (GO): ditrans,polycis-polyprenyl diphosphate synthase [(2E,6E)-farnesyl diphosphate specific] activity
Source: RefSeq, a predicted model, not a curated record